Myotis davidii is the source of this 1846-nucleotide messenger RNA. It is a transcript of the gene ACADSB, whose product is annotated as acyl-CoA dehydrogenase, short/branched chain. Gene Ontology annotation, cellular component: mitochondrion. NCBI's taxonomy places the organism in Eukaryota, Metazoa, Chordata, Mammalia, Chiroptera, Vespertilionidae. The record is from RefSeq and is a predicted model, not a curated record. The transcript has 11 exons. Gene Ontology annotation, molecular function: acyl-CoA dehydrogenase activity; flavin adenine dinucleotide binding. Bases 16 to 1326 code for a protein of 436 amino acids.
GUGUGUGGUGUGUGUAUGUGUGUACACGUGUGCUGUGGGCUCCCUACUCAACGGGGACUGUUUUUACAGCUUAGACGAAACUUCCCAACCUGCCUGCCUGCUUGGAAGAGCCCUCCCCGGGCCCCCCGGGCCUCCCACUCCGAGGCUCUGCUCAGCCCGGCAGGCGGCGGGCUCCCCGGUGCCCCCCUGCAGACGCUCUCCGAUGAGGAGCUGAUGAUCCAGAGCGCAGUUAAAAAAUUUGCCCGGGAACAAGUUGCUCCUUUGGUCUCGACCAUGGAUGAAAAUGCAAAAAUGGAGAAAUCAGUCAUACAAGGACUGUUUCAGCAAGGGUUCAUGGCCGUGGACAUCGACCCCAAGUACGGAGGGACCGGGGCCUCCUUCUUCUCCCUGGUCCUGGUGGUGGAGGAGCUGGCCAAGGUGGACGCGUCCGUGGCGCUGAUCUGCGACAUCCAGAACACGGUGGUGAACGGGCUGGUGCGGAAGCACGGGACGGAGGAGCAGAAGGCGGCCUACCUGAGCCAGCUGGCCACGGCCAAGGUGGGGAGCUUCUGCCUGUCGGAGGCCGGGGCCGGCAGCGACUCGUUCGCCCUGAAGACCAGAGCCGAGAAGAAGGGGGGCCACUACGUCCUCAACGGGUCCAAGAUGUGGAUCAGCAGCGCCCGGGAGGCCGAGCUCUUCCUGGUGAUGGCGAACGCGGACCCGGGCGCGGGGUACCGAGGCAUCACCUGCUUCGUGGUCGACCGGGACACGGAGGGCUUCCACGUGGGGAAAGCCGAGAACAAGCUGGGCAUCAGGGCCUCGUCCACCUGCCCGCUCACCCUCGAGGACGUCAAGGUUCCAGAAGCCAAUGUCCUGGGGCAGGUGGGCCAUGGCUACAAGUACGCCAUAGGGAGCCUCAAUGAAGGGAGAAUAGGAAUCGCUGCUCAGAUGCUGGGAUUGGCUCAAGGAUGCUUUGACUAUACUGUUCCGUACGUUAAAGAAAGGAUGCAGUUUGGCAAAAGAUUAUUUGACUUUCAGGGGCUGCAGCACCAGGUGGCCCAGGUGGCCACCCAGCUGGAGGCGGCGCGGCUGCUGACCUACAACGCUGCGCGGCUGGUGGAGGCGGGGAAGCCGUUCAUCAAGGAGGCGGCCAUGGCCAAGUACUACGCGUCCGAGGUCGCGGGGCUGACAACCAGCAGAUGCAUCGACUGGAUGGGAGGCGUGGGCUACACCAGGAACUGCCCGGUGGAAAAGUACUUCCGCGUAGCGCGGCCAGGUACAAUAUACGAGGGCGCGUCCAACAUCCAGCUGAACACCAUCGGGAAGCACCUCGACGCGGCGUACUGACCCCGGGGCCCGCUGGGCCGUCUGAACCCCGAAGCUCUGUGACCUGGGGAGCGUCACCCGGCAGCACAGUGAUUGAUGGAAGUUGUGGUCGUGGGUCUCGGGUCGCCAUCUCUGUGUUCUUCCAGCUCCGCCCAGCGUGGGCACAGGAAGCCACUUGAACAUCUGGGGGGAAAUGCUCUCCGGCCUCCUCGGAACUUUCUAAAGGUCUGAGGCCUCGUCCCAGCUGCAGGUGCUGAGGGGCCUCUCCACGGCUGGGCGCUGGUGACCCGGGCGUUGUCUGUUCCCACGAGACCUCCUUUGUGGCAUUCGUCAGACAUGUCUGUGAGACUUGGCACGUCUCCCGGAUUGAGUCCACCCUAAGCUGCUCAAUGAGGUAGAAACGGACAAAUACUUUCUGUAGGAAAAUCGAAGAGUUCUAGUUGUGAAACCUGAGAAUGGGAGGAAGGUAAGGAUCCCACUCUGUAAGUCGUAAACGUGAAGAAAACGCUAUUUUACCAAAAUAAAGCGAAGAUGUCGCGAG